UAUUUUGAUAAAUUGGUUUGGCAGUUUCUACAGGGAAGAAACUGAACCAGAAACAGCGCAUCAUAAAAAGGAGCAUUCAAGAAAUAACUGUAUUUUCUUGCAUUUUGAGCAGCUAUUGCUACAAUGUUAUGGGGUAUAAUUUACCAACACCUUCAGCCUUCCUUCUUUUCUUCUUUCUCUUUCUCCUUCUUAUUAUUCUGCAUCAGAGCAGAACAGGUACUGCUCACGCAGAAACCAGCCUGGAUAUCAGGGCAGCUUGGAGACCAGAUUCAAAUGAAUUGCCAGCAGACCAACACAGAUCACAAUUGGAUGUACUGGUAUCGGCAAACAGUAGCAAAGCAGCAGCUGGAACUGAUUGGUUACAUAGGUAAGGGAGCAUCACAAGCCACUUAUGAAGAUGGAUUUGAAAAACAAAGAUUUGAGAUUCAACAGAAGCAUAGUAAACACUGUUCAUUGCAAAUCAACAAAAUGAGCUCCGAGGAUGCUGCUGUUUAUUUCUGUGCUUCUAGCUUCACAGUGCUAAAAUGUUUCAGGAGCUCCCUGCAAGAACCGUCUCAUGAGUCUUCACAUGGAAGCUUGGAGUCAAAAUUCGCAUCUCUCUCUCUUUCUUCUCUCCUAUGUGUCUGCAGAAGAAAGGACCAUCCAGAGAACACACAUGAAAUCAUCAACACAUACAAAGGGAUAAAAUUCACAAGAGAAGAAGAAGAAAAAGAUAACAACACACUACCUUUCCUGGAUAUCCAUAUCAAUGGAGACAGUGAUGGCAAACUAGAAACACAGGUCUAUCAAAAAACUACCCACACCAACCAAGUGCUUCACAACCAAAAGAAAAAGUUCCUGGUAGUGUACAUGGGUGAUGUUUUCUUUGAGCAACAGGAUUUCAUGCCGUGCAUAAAUUGUCCACUGAACCUUGGCCCUGGAACUCGAGUAUCUGUAUUAGAAAAAGGACACCUUCUCACCCCCCCAACUGUGACUAUAUUUUCUCCAUCCAAGAGAGAACUGAGAAAAAAGCAGAAAGCUACAAUUGUAUGUUUGGCCACUGAUUUCUAUCCAGAUCAUGUCAUUCUUACAUGGUCCCUAAACAACAAUCCUAUAACAGAGGGAAUAAAGACAGAGGAGCCCAAAUAUGAAAAUAAGAAAUAUUCACUGAUCAGCCGUUUAAGAAUCACUAGUAACCAGUGGCAGAAUUCAAAAAACAACUUCAAGUGCAAAGUCGAUUUCUACAAUUCUUCUACAAGCACAAGUUAUGAAGCUUCAAUAACUGGAGAAGAAUGUGAUAGCAACACCCCCACAAAUGAUUCGUAUCUUAGGCAAGCCAAUCUUGGAAAACUGGUGUAUAUUCUUCUCAUUUUCAAGAGUGCCUUGUAUGGGGCAUUUAUAAUGCACUUGAAACUAAGAAAGAAAGUCGUGUGACAGUUGAUGCAAUAGAAGCCUUUUGCCUGGGGACAUCAUGUCUGAGUUGAAUGAAUGCUGGAGAAAAGAAGAAGAAUGAUUCUUGUCUUCAAAUUCUGAAGUAGCAUUAUGAUUCUUUUUAAAAUAAAAAUAAAAAUGUUUCGUUGCUCCCAAUUUUAUCUUACUGUUCUAUAUCUAUUGGAGCCUUCAUAGCAUUUUCAUGUCUCUCUGUGGUUUUUAAAAAUAUUUAACCAUGUUUACUUUGAAGGAAACAUACAUAGAAUUGCAGCUUUACACCGAACAUGAACUUGUCUCUCCAGAAAAUGGACUCCAUCGAAACUCGUUCCCCCCAGACAUGUGCCAUAAGAUUAUAGAGAUGUCACACAAUUUGAUGCAUGCAAAUUCUACUGAAUGUGAUAGGGUUAGAUUGAGAUGCAAAAGAUAGAAGCAUCUUGACCUUUUAAAGUUCUUAUAACUGAGAUCAAUAGGCUUUAAAAUGCUUAAUGUUGACUUUUUCACAUGUCAGUAAAUCUUUAUUUCUUUACCUGUUUUUAGUAAAA
Protobothrops mucrosquamatus (brown spotted pit viper) is the source of this 1952-nucleotide messenger RNA. RefSeq lists its product as uncharacterized. Gene Ontology annotation, biological process: cell surface receptor signaling pathway. Gene Ontology annotation, cellular component: plasma membrane. The transcript has 7 exons. Bases 124 to 1413 code for a protein of 429 amino acids. The record is from RefSeq and is a predicted model, not a curated record. Lineage: Eukaryota; Metazoa; Chordata; Lepidosauria; Squamata; Viperidae.